AUGCAGCACCUCGUUGACUUCGCCGGGAGGAAGUCGGCGCACAACCUCAUCCUCCGCGACAUGCUCAUGCUCGAGAACCAAGUCCCGCUCUUCCUCCUCUGCAGGAUCCUCGAGCCCCAGUGCGAGUACCCCGGCGAGGCCGGCGAGCUGCUCCCGUGGAUGGUCACCGAGCUCAUGAAGGAGCUCUGCCCAUUCAAGAUGGUGGACACGUUCCCCGCGAUUGAAGUCGCAAGAAGAACGCACACCGCCGAGCGAAGACGCUACGACAACGAGGAGCAACCGGUGGACGGCGCCGGCGAUGAAGAGCAAAAACAUGCCGCCGGGCUGCGAGUAUGUGAAGCACCGCUGCUCACCAUGUCUAGCAUGGCGUCGGGGCUCAACAGCGGCCCGAUGCGCUACGUGAUGAGGCCGAUCGCGUUCAUUGUCAAGGCACCGUGGAAGAUGCUCACCGUCGUGCGGGGGUUCUUAGCGAUGAAGCAGCCCGUCGAGGCCUUCUUCAUGUCCAAAGACCGACGCGAAAGACGCAAGCCCCACGACCCAAACGGCGUGGAGUCUUAG
This is a messenger RNA of Miscanthus lutarioriparius, 558 nucleotides long. The record is from the annotation of a GenBank genome assembly. NCBI's taxonomy places the organism in Eukaryota, Viridiplantae, Streptophyta, Magnoliopsida, Poales, Poaceae.